GUUAGUUCACAGUCCCCAAUGUUGUAAUUACUUUCUGCCGUAGAGACGUCGGGAGAAGAAGGCACUUGGAUGGACCUUGUUGCCUAUUUGGCAGCGUUGUGAGAGGAUAGCCCCAACCCCUGACUCUGAGGCAUCAACUUCAACAAUAAAUUGCCUAACGGGGUCUGGCACGACAACAGGGGAGGAGGAGACGCCAUCAUGCAGGCGCUACAGGCCAAGCUGCCACGGCCCAUGCUGUGUGCAGCCCGGUUCAGCCACUGCACAACUCUUCAGUUGGGUCCGGUUCGGCGCCUGCGGACCCCCCACACCCGCACCUUAUUCAGCGAGACAGGAGUGUGGGACACAGAUUACCGAAGCGAGACCAGGUGCAGAGUGGAACGGUGGUGGCAUCCACGUGUUAUGGCGCAGUGGCAGAAGGAUGCACUGGAAGAGAAUUCCCAAAAGAAGAAGUUUUAUGUCCUCUCCAUGUUUCCGUACCCGUCGGGCCGGCUCCACAUGGGCCAUGUUCGAGUGUACACCAUCAGUGACGCCAUCGGGCACUUCCAGAGGAUGAGAGGUCAUGAGGUGUUAAAUCCGAUGGGUUGGGAUGCGUUUGGGCUUCCCGCUGAGAAUGCCGCCAUAGAGAGAAAUUUGGAUCCAGAGGACUGGACUAAAAGUAAUAUCCAGUCCAUGAGGGGGCAGCUGGACGACCUGGGGCUGUGCUUCAACUGGGACCGGGAAGUGACCACUUGUCUCCCAGACUACUACAAGUGGACACAGUAUCUAUUUAUCAAGCUCUUUGAAUCGGGGCUGGCAUAUCAGAAAGAGGCUGUUGUUAACUGGGACCCUGUUGACCGGACGGUGCUGGCAGACGAGCAGGUGGAUGAAAGCGGCCGGUCCUGGAGGUCUGGUGCUCUGGUGGAGCAGAAGCUACUGACACAGUGGUUCAUAAAGACGACCAACUAUGCCAAGCCUCUCUUGGAUGCCCUGGAGGAGCUUCCAGAGUGGUACGGGGUCAAAGCCAUGCAGGCAAACUGGAUAGGAGAAUGCACCGGCUGCUAUUUUGAUUACAGACUCAAGGUGAAUGGCAAAGAGACGGGGGAGACCUUGUCAGCUUACAGCUCUUCUCCAGAAGUGGUGUUCGGAGCAGCUUAUGUGGCCAUCCUGCCCUCCCACAGACUGCUGCACGGGAGCAGCUCCGUCCGGUUUGCUCUGCUGAAAAGCUUUCAGUCCGGCACAGACUGUCUAACAGAGGUCACAGCUCUCAACCUGUUCACCGGCCGUGAGGUCCCUCUGCUCAUCUCUCGAAAGAAUAUGUUUGAUGGUUAUCUGGACACUGUCAUUGGUGUUCCUGAAUGCAGCGAGGAGGAUCUCUCUGUGGCAAAAGCACUGAAUCUAAGUUGGACCACAGUGCUGGAAACUCAUGAAAAUGGAGCACAGACUCUGAUCAACUCCGAUAAGUUUUCUGGUCUGACUAGAGAGCAAGCAUUUGACUCCAUUACCCAGAAGGCCAGAGAGCAGAAGGUUGGAGGCCACCUCACUAGUUCCAAGCUGAGGGACUGGUUAAUUUCCAGGCAGAGAUACUGGGGGACGCCCAUCCCAGUGGUGCAUUGUGAGUCUUGUGGUGCGGUUACGGUGCCGGAGGAGGAGUUACCGGUCGCACUGCCCAAAGUGCCAUCUCUCACAGGAAAAGGGGCGUCGCCUUUGGAAGCCGCUCAUGACUGGGUCAACUGCAAAUGCCCCAAGUGUAAAGGCCCAGCUAGAAGGGAGACGGACACCAUGGAUACAUUUGUAGACUCAGCCUGGUAUUACUUUAGAUACACAGACCCCCAUAACCCAGACAGGCCUUUCCGGCGUCACCUGGCAGAUCACUGGCUGCCCGUAGAUGUGUACAUUGGAGGGAAGGAGCACGCCGUGAUGCACUUGUACUACGCCCGCUUCCUCUCUCACUUCUGCAGGGACCAGGGUCUGGUAGCUCACAGGGAACCUUUUCGAAAACUUCUAGUGCAGGGCCUGAUUAAGGGUCAGACAUUUAAACUGGCUGACGGUGGGCAGUACUUGAGGAAAGAGGAGAUAGACUUCACAGGUAAAGAGCCAGUGGCGCUGAGCGGUGGUCCCGUUGAAGUGACGUGGGAGAAGAUGAGCAAAUCGAAGCACAACGGUCUGGACCCUCAGGAAGUGGUGCAGCAGUAUGGCGUGGACACAGUUCGGCUCUACAUCCUUUACGCUGCUCCUCCUGAACAAGACAUCCUCUGGAAUGUGAAGACGGAUGCUCUUCCUGGUGUUCUGCGAUGGCAAUCUCGCCUUUGGCAACUGGUGACAAAGCUAAGAGGAGCCCGAGAGCUUGGAGACGUCCCCAACCCGUCGCUGCUGAAGACAAAAGAGCUGGCAGAGGCUAAGAAGAUCUGGGAAAACAAGAACUAUGCAAUACAGGAGGUAACAGCUCAUUUCACAGAGGAUUUUCUAUUUAACGCCGCCAUCUCUCGUCUGAUGGGACUCACCAACACGCUGACUAGCGCCCAGGUUGGAGUUUUGCAGCACAGCGUUGAGUUUGAGGAAGCUCUGGCUGCCCUGGUUUUGAUGACUGCACCGAUGGCUCCUCACCUGGCCUCUGAACUUUGGGCAGGUCUGUGCCAGAUCAAAAACCCCCUCAGUUCUGUACUCCUGCGGGGAGGCGAGGUCCUCCAGCAGUCCUGGCCCAUUGUGGACCCCCAGUAUCUGGAAGUUCCUGACUUUGUGGAGGUGUCUGUGCUGAUUAACAAUAAGCCCUGCGGGAAAGUGGCGGUCCCUCUGCAAGUGUCCAAAGAUGUCAGUCGGGUCCAGCACCUUGUGUUGGAGAGCGCCGUCGGGCAGAAACAUCUGAGCGAGCGCAGCAUCAAGCGAGCCAUUCUGUCUCCAAGAACUGCCCUCAUCAACUUCCUUGUUGAAGAAUGACCUCUAUGCUUCAUUCCUUUCCCAGGACUGAAAACAAACACAUAGCACACACUCAAGAGGUGGAAUUUGUAUUUUUUUUAGUGUCCUCAAUUGUCAUUCUGUUUGUGAUGUUGUAUUUAUUUGCCUCAGAUUUUAUUAAAAACAUCAAAAAUGAA
Oryzias latipes (Japanese medaka) is the source of this 3068-nucleotide messenger RNA. It is a transcript of the gene lars2, whose product is annotated as leucyl-tRNA synthetase 2, mitochondrial. NCBI's taxonomy places the organism in Eukaryota, Metazoa, Chordata, Actinopteri, Beloniformes, Adrianichthyidae. Gene Ontology annotation, biological process: leucyl-tRNA aminoacylation; mitochondrial translation. The record is from RefSeq and is a predicted model, not a curated record. Gene Ontology annotation, cellular component: mitochondrion. Gene Ontology annotation, molecular function: aminoacyl-tRNA deacylase activity; ATP binding; leucine-tRNA ligase activity.